This is a messenger RNA of Gastrolobium bilobum, 1749 nucleotides long. RefSeq lists its product as uncharacterized. Gene Ontology annotation, molecular function: zinc ion binding. Lineage: Eukaryota; Viridiplantae; Streptophyta; Magnoliopsida; Fabales; Fabaceae. The record is from RefSeq and is a predicted model, not a curated record. The coding region runs from base 1 to 1749 and encodes 582 amino acids. The transcript has 4 exons.
AUGCAAGAUCCUCCUGUUGCAGGAAAUGAUAAUGUACCAUUUUGGUCUGGAGUAAGCCAUUUCACGAAUGUUAAUUGGGAAUAUCCAGACCAAGAAUUGGAUGAUAUGAAUGGAGCACAAAUACCUAACUGGCAGAUCGGCGACGAGCUAUAUAAGGACCAAAUGUUUGACACUAAGCAAGAUGUACAGAUGGCAAUUAAACAAUAUUUUAUGGAAAAUCAUCGCACAACAGUCGUUCUGAAAAAAAUGAUAAGAGAGGAGCCCAGUGUCAAAAUUGGCCUUAUCCAAGAAAGGAUCGCUACUAGCCUUGGAUUCCAUAUAUCGUAUAGGAAGGCAUGGAAGGCAAAGCAAAAGGCUAUUGUGAAAGUUUUUGGUGACUGGGACGAGUCGUAUGCGUUCUUACCUAGGUGGCUGGAUUACAUGUUGCGUUUUUCUCCCGGAUCCGCAUAUAAGCUGGAUUUGCGUGACCAUUUCAUUGAUGGAUGCCUAGACCAAGCUCACAAGGUUUUAAGAAGGGUGUUUUGGACAUUUAAACAGUGUUGUGAAGCAUUCAAUUAUUGCAAGCCAAUAAUCUUGAUCGAUGGAACACAUCUAUAUGGCAAAUAUCGUGGGACCCUAAUGAUUGCUACAGCUGUUGAUGGCAACAAUUACAUUCUUCCAAUUGCAUUCGCUAUCGUGUCUGCGGAGAAUACUGACAACUGGUCAUGGUUCUUAGCACUUAUUCGAAUACAUGUUACGCAAAAACACGGAAUCUGUCUGAUUUCUGAUCGGCAUGCGGGUAUCUUGUCUGCAGUCAACAAUGCUGAUCUAGGAUGGUCUCCACCACAGGCAUAUCAUGUGUAUUGCCUUCGCCACGUGGCCAGUAAUUUCAAUCACAAGUUCAAGAAUGUCAUGUUGAAGAAGCAGUUGAAGAAGUCAGGAUAUACAACAUCGCGCUUUGACUUUGAUGCUAGUUUAGAGAAAUUUAGAGAAACAAGCCCUCAAAUAGCUGCUUGGAUUGAUCGCAUCCCGAAAGAGAAGUGGAGCAUCUCUUACGAUGAACAAGGAAGAAGGUUUGGCCACAUGACAACUAAUCUGUCAGAGUGUGUUAACAAAGUUUUAAAAGGGGCAAGAAACCUUCCAAUUACGUCACUCGUGCGUAUAACUUACAGUAGACUGGUGGCAUAUUUUUUAGAGCACGGACAGGAAGCCCGUGAGGAGCUUGACAGAGGUAAUCGCUUCGCCAAAGUCAUGUGGCGACUAUAUGUUGACAAUCAAAGUAAAGAUGCGACACAUUACGUAACAUCUUAUGACGCGCAAAGGACAAGAUUUGAAGUGCAAGAGUCGUAUAAUGUCCGGACUCAUCGCAAGGGACGAAAAUGGUCGGUUUCUUUAUCUGACCGUACAUGUCAGUGUGGUGAGUUCACUGCUUUCAGGUUCCCAUGUAGCCAUGUCAUUGCGGCAUGUACAUCGACGCAUCACGAUCCCACAUUGUACAUAGACCCUGCAUACAGUGCCAAGAAUCAAUGUGAAAUUUAUUCGGGUCAAUGGUAUCCAAUUGGUAACGAGGAUUUCAUACCGCCAUUUGCACAUGCAACAGUUAUACCAUAUGUGUCUAUGAGACGUCAACGAGGGAGGCCAAGAAGUACACGUAUUCACAAUGAAAUGGAUUCGCGUGAAGGGGCAAUUACUCGAACAAGGUGCGGUUAUUGUAGGGUUGUUGGGCAUAAUAAACGAAAUUGUCCUUCGCGCCAGCAACCACAACAAUGA